Pterocles gutturalis (yellow-throated sandgrouse) is the source of this 332-nucleotide messenger RNA. Its product is annotated as reelin-like. The record is from RefSeq and is a predicted model, not a curated record. The transcript has 5 exons. Gene Ontology annotation, biological process: neuron migration; central nervous system development. Gene Ontology annotation, molecular function: lipoprotein particle receptor binding. Lineage: Eukaryota; Metazoa; Chordata; Aves; Pterocliformes; Pteroclidae. The annotation marks the transcript as partial.
GGCUACAGCUACUCAUAGGGGACAAGUUAUAUUCAAGGAUGCCUUAGCACAACAGCUGUGUGAACAGGGAGCCCCGACGGAAGCUCCCUUACAUCCUCACCUAGCUGAAAUGCACAGUGACAGUAUUAUCCUACGAGACGACUUUGACUCUUACCAUCAGCAAGAAUUGAAUCCUACCAUGUGGUCUGAAUGCAGUAACUGCGAGGUUGGAGAGCAGUGCAGUGUGAUAAUGCACGGCAACGCCAUCACUUUCUGCGAGCCAUAUGGUCCCAGAGAAUUGAUCACCACUGGCCUUAACACAACUACUGCAUCCGUCCUUCAAUUUUCCCUUG